CUGUGGGAUCUUUCACAGGGAUGUAAAGCCUGAAAACAUUCUCAUAAAACAAAACAUUUUGAAGCUUGCAGACUUCGGCUCUUGUCGAAGCGUGUACUCCAAGCCUCCGCACACGGAGUACAUUUCCACACGCUGGUACCGAGCCCCGGAGUGCCUCCUUACUGAUGGAUAUUACAGUCUGAAGAUGGACAUCUGGAGUGCUGGUUGUGUCUUCUUCGAGAUCAUGAGCUUGAACCCUCUCUUUCCUGGAACCAACGAGUUGGACCAGGUUGCCAAGAUCCACAACGUGUUGGGAACACCUGAUCAAAGUACACUGCAAAAGUUUAAGCACAGGUCUAGAGCGAUGCAUUUCAACUUCCCCCCGAAGAAAGGCACCGGCAUCUCCAGAUUACUGCCCAACUGCCCGGCUCCAGCUCUGUCCCUGCUUUACCAGAUGCUUGCAUACGAUGCAGACGAGCGCAUCACUGCAGAGACGGCGCUGAGGCACACGUACUUCAGAGAGAUCAGGAUGGCUGAGAAGAAAGACGAGACUCUUCACAGAUUUUCAGAGACUUUGGAUGGAGUAGAAUGUUCCAUGAAGCAAACCUCCCGACCAGCCCGACUCUGUAAACAACUGAGGGGAAGACACACGAGGCAGACGCCUUUAAMGAGCCACAACUCAAAACGUGUAGCAGACCCCCUCAACAGGCGGAACGUCCCUCGUGGUCCGGUGGAGCUGCCAAAGUUCAACAUGGCCGUUUUAGGACCUCACAGCACAUUUCCUGUUACCGCUCUGCCUCCUCUCAUGCACAGAGGAACACUGCCAGCCAUCACACCAAAAAAGUGCCACCCACAGUUGGCUAAGCCCAGAGAUGACUCACAUGCAGCUUUCAAAACCUUCUAUAUGCCACCUCUGGAUCGCAAACAUGGAGGCAUCUGAGAGUCAGAAACACUGAAGUUUCAUCAAAAAGAAAAAAAAAAAAAAGUACCGUAGGUCCUCUGGAUGGGUUCUUCUGUAGUGAAACGU
Austrofundulus limnaeus is the source of this 1006-nucleotide messenger RNA. RefSeq names its product MAPK/MAK/MRK overlapping kinase. The record is from RefSeq and is a predicted model, not a curated record. NCBI's taxonomy places the organism in Eukaryota, Metazoa, Chordata, Actinopteri, Cyprinodontiformes, Rivulidae. Gene Ontology annotation, molecular function: ATP binding; protein kinase activity. Gene Ontology annotation, biological process: protein phosphorylation.